This is a messenger RNA of Zymoseptoria tritici IPO323, 2151 nucleotides long. RefSeq lists its product as uncharacterized. The transcript has a single exon. The record is from RefSeq and is a predicted model, not a curated record. Gene Ontology annotation, cellular component: spliceosomal complex. The coding region runs from base 1 to 2151 and encodes 716 amino acids. Gene Ontology annotation, molecular function: mRNA binding. Lineage: Eukaryota; Fungi; Ascomycota; Dothideomycetes; Mycosphaerellales; Mycosphaerellaceae. Gene Ontology annotation, biological process: mRNA processing.
AUGCCUGGCAUCAACUUCAACGCUCCGGUGAUUCGUUUGGGUGUUGAUGGACCAAGAGCUGGCGGUCCUCCAGACAACAGAAAUGGCGGCGAUCGCGGUGGAAGAGGCGACCGAGGAGGCAACGAUAACAUGGGCAAUCGGGGCAGAAUGGGACUCGGCAUGGACAACGAUCGUGGUCCAAGAAAUCUGGAUCGCGAGAGACAGCAGGUUCGCGACAAUAUGCUUGCUCUCCAACCACCCACACGAGAAGAGGUUGCGCGCACGGUUUUCAUCGGUGGUCUCACUGAAGGCGCGCCGAAUGACGAUCAGCUCGAGGCCAUUCUGCGGUGCGCGGGCAAGCUACGAAGGUGGACACGCGCACGGGACGCAGACGACAAGAGGUGCAAGUUUGGAUUUGCGGAGUACGAAGAUGUGGAGAGUCUGGAAGCGGCGAGCGAGAUCUAUCAAGAUGUCGAAGUGCCUCUUUUCAACGCGGAUGGGUCGGCACAGAAGGAUGAGGACGCUGAGGAAGAGGUCAAGAAGACAAAGCUUCUGCUGGUCGUGGACGACGCUAGCAAGAAAUACAUUGAAGAGUGGAAAGGUCGUGUAAAGGAGGACGACGAUGCGCGACAAUUCCGAAUCGACGGCUGCAAAGAGGAUCUCAGAUCGGUCAUUGCAACUCUAGCCAAGAGCGCUGCAGUCAACGGCGUGAAUGGACAUCAUGAUGGGGAUGUGGUGAUGGGAGAGACCAACGGGAACUCAGCCGAAGUCAUAAACAUUCCAACAAGCACUCUCGAAGACGACCUGGCCGACAUCCCUGCGGAGAUGCGCGCAACUGUUGCUGAAGAGAUCAAGAACUUCCGCGAUCGGUCCAACCGAAGAGAUAUCGAACGACUCCGCCGCGAGGAAGAAAUGGAGCAGAACGAGCGUAAUCGUGCGACUGCUGCAGCUCGAGCGAACCGGCAGGCGUCUCCUCCACCUUCCGCUGGUGCCGGCCGAAUUCCUAGCGGCCCUCGUGGAACACAUGGUGUGUCAGGUGCUCCAUCUGGUCCGAAGGGCUUCCGAGGCGCACAGCUUCCAAGCGACUACGUCAACGGUGUGGUGUUCGUUCCUGGUGUAGGACCCAAUGGCGCCGGUACUCAUGUAUCUAUCAACCGCGAGGAUGACGAUGCAGAGGAGUCAGACGAUGAGCUGGAGCGCAGACGAGAGGCAAAGAAGAACGCCGAACUCGACGCACAUCAUGAAAGUCAAGUGCAAAAAUGGCAGGCGAAAGAGCGCUCUCGCCGGGCGGCUGCCGACCGCGAGCGCAAGCGCCAGGAUGAUGAGGAAAGGAACUUUGCGCGAGCUCGAGAGGAUAUGCUCGCCCGGCUGGCAAAUUGGAACGACGACGAACAAGCUGAUAUCCGGAAGGAAUUGUACUACAAGGAUCGCUCCGUUUGGCUUCGCAAUCGCGAGGCACCUCGCGAUACGGAACGCCGAGAUGACGACCACGACCGGAGAGCGGAGGAGAGAGAGAAGGCUGAUCAGCGUCGACAUGAGGCGGAAGCUCAAGGCCAGGCGAAUAGCUUCCUCGACUCUAUGGGCAGCGAUUUGGGUACCAAGGGUGCUGAACGCGAGCAAGCUCCAGCAGCAGGUUUCGGAGGUCUCAAAUUUAGCUUGGGAUCUGCAGCGGCAGCUAAGACGAAACAGCAGCAGCCGGCCAUCAAGCGUGCGUUUGCAGACAUUGAAGGUCUGCUCGAAGACGAAGAAGAUGCUGCGGCAGCAGGUACGAGGCGUCUCGAACUCAAGACUCUGCAAGACACCUCUACCGUGCCCAUCUCUGGCGCCGAUCUCACGGAAGAAGAAAAGGGCGAAGCGCGCCAGCAGCUCGCAACGGAGAUCCCGACAGAUUCGACGGCGCUGUAUGCUCAGCAGAUCAAGUGGAAGUCUCUGUCUCGCAGCCUUGUGGAUGAGCAGAUCAAACCGUUCAUCGAGAAGAAGAUCGUGGACUACUUGGGUGUGCAGGAAGACUUCCUUGUGGAUGAGAUUAUCCAGGGUAUCAUGGAUCAGAAGAAGCCGGAGGUCAUGGAGGAGGAGCUCACGGGACCUCUGGAGGAUGAGGCGCCGCUGUUGGUGAAGAAGCUGUGGCGUUUGUUGGUGUUCUGGGGAGAGUGUGCUAGCAGAGGGUUGUAA